This is a messenger RNA of Megalops cyprinoides (Indo-Pacific tarpon), 1281 nucleotides long. RefSeq names its product neuropeptides B/W receptor 2b (gene npbwr2b). Gene Ontology annotation, cellular component: neuron projection; membrane. Gene Ontology annotation, biological process: neuropeptide signaling pathway. Gene Ontology annotation, molecular function: neuropeptide binding; neuropeptide receptor activity. Lineage: Eukaryota; Metazoa; Chordata; Actinopteri; Elopiformes; Megalopidae. The record is from RefSeq and is a predicted model, not a curated record. Bases 212 to 1231 code for a protein of 339 amino acids. The transcript has 2 exons.
AUCAGACAGAAGGCAGAGAGAGAGAGAGAAGUCGCUUGCCUUCCCAUUGCGAUCUCGUCAUGUGCAAAGUUCAAGAACAUUUUAUGUUCUGUAAAAACCGGGAUGGCUGGCUAUAGGAAUGAACGGUUUGUGAAAGUUAAUUCUGUUAUAGAAAAACAAUUUUGACAUUUAUAGUUGAUGAGAAACCCGGGGGUGUAGCCCAACAAAAAAUAUGGAAAACAUAUCGAGCUCUGCAAGCGCAAACUCUGCGUGCAACCAUUCUAUGGACUUCUAUUCAUUCAACUCUAUCAACCGGACCGAUUUGAAUUGUACACCCCCGGAUCAGUAUUUCCUUCAUCCGGAUUUCUACGUUGUUCUGCCGGUCAUCUACUCGGUGAUAUGCGCUGUGGGUUUGACAGGCAACACAGCCGUUAUUUAUGUAAUCCUCAAAGCACCCAAAAUGAAAACGGUCACCAACAUGUUUAUCCUGAACUUGGCUAUCGCUGAUGAUUUGUUCACAUUAGUCCUCCCUAUCAACAUCGCAGAACAUCUCUUACAUUACUGGCCUUUCGGAGAGGUACUGUGUAAAAUAAUCCUCUCCAUUGACCACUAUAACAUUUUCUCCAGCAUCUACUUUCUCACGGUGAUGAGCGUCGAUCGCUACUUGGUGGUCCUCGCGACCGUGCGGUCCAGAAGAAUGCCCUACCGCACUUACAGAGCCGCCAAAAUUGUCAGCCUGUGCGUCUGGGUGCUGGUGAUACUUAUUGUCAUGCCAUUCACCGUGUUCGCUGGGGUUUACAUUAUGCCCGAUGGCAUGGAAAGAAAAAGCUGCGUCCUGCUUUUCCCCAGCCCGGAAAGUUUCUGGAUUAAAGCUAGUAGGAUAUAUACCCUCAUACUCGGCUUCGCCAUCCCCGUGUCAACCAUCUGCAUUCUCUACACUAUGAUGCUGUACAAACUGAGAAACAUGCGGCUGAACUCCAACGCUAAAGCUUUAGACAAAGCGAAGAAAAAAGUGACAAUCAUGGUGUUCAUCGUGCUGGCGGUGUGCCUGUUUUGCUGGACCCCGUUCCACCUAAGCACCAUCGUCGCCCUCACCACAGACCUGAGGACGACCCCUCUCUUGAUAGGAAUUUCUUAUUUCAUCACCAGUCUAAGCUACGCCAACUCGUGUCUAAACCCAUUCCUGUACGCCUUCCUGGACGACAGUUUCAGAAAGGCGUUCAAGAAGAUGCUCGAAUGUAGACCGGCUUGAAUUUACAGAACUUGGAAGUUUGAUGCAGCAUUGAAAGAAAUUGAUCUCCA